AAACUGAUGAAGGAUGCUUGUUUCUGGAUGGCCAAUCACGCUUCUGCUGUUCCUCCUGUUCAGCUCAGAUUUCUCCUCCCAUGCACUCUCCAACAAUCCUCCCAUCUCAGCCUUCUCUCAGUAUCCCACCGUCCAUCCCUUCCUUCAUCAGCCACUCUGGAGAGUCAGCAGAACGAGCCCGCUGCCUUCUGACGUUGUCACCCUCCACGCUGGUGGUCAGGUUUGCAGAUCCAGUGACUGCUAACUGCUCUGCACCAAGGAUGGAGUUUUCUGCUUUGGGCUGGUUAGUCCCAUUGGCGGCUCCUAAACCUACUAUGGAUCGUUUUUUGGUCUGGAGUGUUGACAGGAUGACCGAGUGGGGCAUCAAGCCUAUAUGCUAUGCACUAGCUGAACAGGGAGGGGAUUGCCACAUUAAUCUCCCUCUAACGAUCUACAAGCCUCCAGACAAUGUAUCCAUGAGCUUUGUUAACCACACUGGGCCGAUGGUGGAAGGCCAUCAGUACACACUACAGUGUACGGUUCAGGAUGUAGCUCCAGUUAAAAACCUCACUGUGACCUUCUACAGAGGACAGACACCACUGGGUUGUCUACAGUCCAACAACAACACAAAAAAGACUCCAGUGACCGAGAUCUUCACUCUAGACAUCACUCCCAGUAAAGAGGAGGACAGAGAUCAGUACUGGUGUGAAGCCAAGCUAGAACUGGGACCUGAAGGACCACAGCACCCCCCAGUGGCAAUUUCACAAAAACUCACUGCCAUGGUCCACUUUGGUCCACAGCUUGCUUGUCCUACGAAGCUACAGGUGAGAGAGGGAGAGCGCCUCACCUGCGAGGUGAGAGGAAACCCUCAACCUUCAGUCAUCUGGUUCAGAGACGGGAAGCUGGUUACUCCACCCACACACACAAGCAGAAAGCAUGCUGGAAAAUACACAAUCUUGGCAAAAGGACUUAAGAAGAAAAACUUUACAGUGGAGGUGGAGGUCCUUGACGGGAGUGGAACUGCAAGCAGAUGCAACAGAUGCUUCCUGUUGGCUGUCCUGCUUAUUCAAAUCACCUGGCUGUAAAACCCAACUAAAAUAAUGCAAUGUGAUUUUAAAUCAUUUUUUCUAUGCUGCUUGAAUGAACCACUCCUGCUGUUAAAAAAAAAAACCACAUUUCACACAGUGCUCUUUUGAAUUCCUGCCUUUAAGUGCAUCAUUUUCAAAACAUUUGAUUAGAAGCUCGAAAAUCUAAGAUACAUUUGAGGUACAUGUUAUGUUUCUAAACUUAACUUCGUGUUAUCUGGUAAAUUUCAUAUAUUCCAGAAUAAAAGGUGCU
Messenger RNA from Monopterus albus (swamp eel), 1317 nucleotides. Its product is annotated as MAM domain-containing glycosylphosphatidylinositol anchor protein 1-like. Gene Ontology annotation, molecular function: integrin binding. Lineage: Eukaryota; Metazoa; Chordata; Actinopteri; Synbranchiformes; Synbranchidae. The record is from RefSeq and is a predicted model, not a curated record. Bases 81 to 1064 code for a protein of 327 amino acids. Gene Ontology annotation, biological process: cell adhesion. The transcript has 7 exons.